CCACGCGCUAUAUAGCCGCCGUCUAGUCGUCUAGUCUGCUGGUGCUGUGCCAGACAUGCAGAGCCUGCCCACUACGCGGUGGAACUUUCUGUUGUUUGGAAAGGGUAAAUGAGCAAGACAACAUCACAAUGUCAUUCUUCAGAGAAUUCAAUCAGAUGGUGAGCAAUGUGCUGAGUAACAUUCCCAGCACUGACGCCUACGCCCGCACCGUCCGCCAAGUAGAUCACCCGGCCCAGAAGUACAUGGAUUGGCCGGUCAUCACUACCUUAGACAGUAUGCAGUUGCUGCACGACGUUAGAGGAAGGAAAUAUGAGUGUCUCCUGCACUUGCAGGGUGCCAGAGUGAAAUCGUUCAGCAUGUUCAGACUCAGCGAAGGGGACCAGACCAUCGCUGAGUUCAGCAAGCUUCACCAGACACUGUAUCCCUUCUGGAGGGGCAGCGCCGACUGGCUCAAUGCAGAGAUCUUGCAAAAGAUCACCAACAGUGCCCGCUCCAAUCCCACUUGGUCCUAUGCGCACCACGCCGUGGCAGCCAAGUUUGAGAAGUGCCUAUCCACACCGGAAAUCAGAGAGCACAUCAACAGUCAGGCCUGCGAUGGGAAGAGAACACCUGCCCAUCUUGCUGUAAAGUGGAACAACCCAAGUAUGCUGAAAGCUCUAAUCCUCAGUGGGGCAGAGUUGAACAUCCCAGAUGCUGAGGGCGAGAAUGUAUUCCACUAUGCUGCCAGAUUGCUGGGGGACGUCGCACCAAUUCUGCAGCUUUUGGCAGAAGAUGUCAGCGCCAUCAACGGGUGCAACAUCCAUGGUUUGACAGCCCUGCAGAUAGCAUGUCAGCAGGCUCACCUGGACACCGCUGCAGGCCUGGUGGCUCUAGGUGCAUCAGUCAAUGUGACAGACUCGGUUGGCUAUCCCGUACACUAUGCCUUCAAACAUCAGCACAGCAGGGCCGCUGAGGCUUUUCUACAAGCCCCCGACAUGCAGCCUGACAUGAUGCUGUGUGUGAAAUACGGAGGCUCUGCAUUACAUUAUGCCAAAUCCCCGGUGUUCAUCAAGCUGGUGAUCGAGAGACGGGGGACCUUUGACGUCAACUUGAGGAGCAAGACUGGUCACACUCCUCUUCAGGUCAUGGUUCAGCAUCAGAGGCUUGGAUGCGUGGUGUCACUGCUAUGUGCUGGGGCGGAUGUUAAUGCCUCCCUGCCUGAAGGAGACACUCCAUUGCAUCAAGCUGUCAGGACGAACGACCUAGACAUGGUGUAUGCACUGAUUGUAUUUGGGGCUGACGUCAAUGCAGUGAACAGAAAGGGGGAAUCCCCACGCCACGUAGCUGCCACUCUGCUGUUGUCUUCCCUGGGGGGCAUUGUGGGCUCCUCCAAUAACGUCAUCAGUGCACUCCACCUGGUAGGGGCACGGCGGUGUCCGGCGGGUAUGAAGGGGUGCAGCGCUGGGUGCAAGGCGGACGGGACGUAUGAUGGUAACCCACCCACAUCCAUUGAGGUUGCCCAGUCAGAGGGCAAUAAAGCUUACGAUGAUUUCUUGAAUGUGUGCAUCAGCAUGAUGGCUACCAGGCAGAAGGUUUCCAUGACAACCGAUGAGACAGAUAGCAGUGCAUCCCCAAGACACAGUGACAAUGUUCUGAGCUUAGACGGUGGAGGAAUAAGAGGCCUCAUAUUGACGCAGAUAUUGAUAGCCGUCGAGGAAGCUGCCGGUAUGCCUAUUGCAGAAAUGUUUGAUUGGAUCGCUGGCACAAGCACUGGGGGUAUUCUAGCCCUGGCUUUGGCAGUCCGUAGGUGCCCCUAUUCUAACUCUGGCUUUGGCAGCUAUUCUGCGAAGGAGGCACGCAGUCUCUACUUUGGCCUGAAGAAUGACGUAUUCAUCGGGUCACGGCCUUACCCCUCGGAGCCCUUGGAGAACUUCCUCAAGCACAUAUUUGGAGCGGACACCAAAAUGGAUUCUAUCACCAAACACAAGGUUUUGGUGAUGACUACCCUUGGGGACCGCACGCCACCCCCUCUCCACAUUUUCCGCAACUAUAGACCGCCAGCUAGCUCAUCCUCAGCACAUGUUGUCUACAAUGAAGACAGCUUCGUCUCGCCGCCUGUGUAUCACGAUCAAUUGAUUUGGAAAGCUGCUCGAGGCAGCGGUGCAGCCCCAACCUACUUCCAACCCAUGGGCUGUUUCCUGGACGGCGGAUUGAUCGCAAACAAUCCCACCCUGGAUGUGUUGACCGAGCUGCAAGAGUACUACAUGGACAGGCAAAUGAAGGGUGAAUCAAAACGUGAGGUUGGAGUCGUAGUCUCUGUGGGAACUGGUUGUGUUCCAAUCAAGCCCAUGCGAAGUAUGCACAUCGUCAAGCCGUCCGGUGUGCUGGGCAUGGUAAACGCCGCCCGAGCUGCAGCAAAUCUCGGGGAAAUAUUCAUUGAUCUGGUAACCGAUGCACGAGGGCGCACUUUGGACCGCGCCCGCUCCUGGUGCAACACGAUUGGCGCCCCAUUCUACCGCUUCAGCCCCCCGCUGAGCGCCGACAUCCCUCUGGAUGAGAACAAGGACAAGACACUCCUCAAGAUGCUGUGGGAGACGCAGGUCUACCUGCAUCGGAGGAAGGCUAAACUAAAACAGCUUGGGGAACUUCUCAAGUCCAUGCAUUGACAUCGGCAGGUUGGUUUCGUAGGCUGUGCACCUUAAUGCAUGGAGGUCAAGGGGAGUUUAACUGUCUCCGUUCACUGUGCCCAGCUUCAGGCUUUGUGUUCUGUAGUGUUUUUGACGACAGCAAUUUUAUGUUAGAUUUUGUGCAAUAGCAGAGAUAAAUCCUAUUAGUUAAAAAUAGCUCAAUAGAAAGGGUUUUUGGUUUUUAAAUGUUCCCCUCCUAACAGGUAUAUGUGUGAUACUUCAACGUUUCCUUUUUUGUUGUUGUCGUCAUAGUUGAAAUAACUUUAUCAAAUACUUCGCAUGGUGGCACACCAGCCAUUGACAGAUCACUUUGGUGUAAAAUAUUUAUUAACCUGAAAUUCAUAAAACAGUACACUGAAAUAACAAUUUCUGAAUACGUGAUGUAGCUGUGAUAAGAUACUUAAGAAAACCAAAUACAAUCAUUAUGUACAAUUUAAGUUUUAACAUUCAUGCAGACUGACUUGCCGUAGCUUCAUACCUGAUCUUUUUAUGCUUUACUUUCCAAAUUACAAAAUCCGAUGAUCCUUAAUCUUAAAUUGCAGUGGUCCUUGAGGCAUUUAAAAAAAAAAUCUAAUACAUUCAAUCUAAAGUAAUGAAAUAUCUACUAAUAUUCAUUAGUAUAUAAUGAAUAUUAGUAAGUAUUCGUAUUAGAUCCAAAUACUUGUUAGUAUAUAUAUAUGAGCAUACUAUACUUACAUAUACUAACGAGUAUUUGGAUCUGAUAGAAUUAUGCAGACUGUGAAAUUCAUCCCCUAUAUCUGCCAACCCAACACUGUAAAAACUGUGAGAGGCUGACCUGUCAGUGGUCCUGUGGCCAUUAGAAUCACCCCCCCCAAGAGAAA
This is a messenger RNA of Acanthaster planci (crown-of-thorns starfish), 3508 nucleotides long. RefSeq names its product 85/88 kDa calcium-independent phospholipase A2-like. The record is from RefSeq and is a predicted model, not a curated record. Gene Ontology annotation, biological process: cardiolipin acyl-chain remodeling; positive regulation of ceramide biosynthetic process. Gene Ontology annotation, cellular component: mitochondrion. Lineage: Eukaryota; Metazoa; Echinodermata; Asteroidea; Valvatida; Acanthasteridae. Gene Ontology annotation, molecular function: long-chain fatty acyl-CoA hydrolase activity; protein binding.